AUAAAGGGCAAAAGAAAGGAGAGAAGCAAGAGCUGUCUCUCUCUUUCUCUCACACAACAAAUGCAGCCCUGAAACAGAGGAAACGGAGAAGAAGAGCAUUUUAAUGUCGACCCACCUCCUCUGAACUCUCGCUUUCUCUCUCCCUUUGUAAUCUGGACCCUGUCGUCCCUCCUUCCUGCUGCUCAGAAGCCAUUUGUGUCGUGUGUCUCUGCGUUGGGUUGGAAGAACCCACCAUAAAGGAUAACAGAGGAGAGCUCUUUUGUGGGUUUUCUGCAAUUUAUUGCCUCUGUUACGGCCACUUCUGAUACUCAGAUCUUCUUUUUUUUUUUUUUUUCUUUCCAAUUUCUCUUCCCAUUAUCGCAUUAUAUCUGGUUUUUUUGUUUGAGUGGAAGAGAUGAGUAAAGAAGAGUUUUUGAAGAUCCAGACUUGCGUGCUCAGAGUGAACAUUCACUGUGAUGGAUGUAAGCAGAAGGUGAAGAAACUGUUGCAGAAAAUCGAAGGGGUCUAUACCACCACUAUAGAUUCGGAACAGGGGAAGGUAACAGUUUCAGGAAAUGUUGACCCAGCAACGCUCAUAAAGAAGCUCGGGAAAGCUGGGAAACAUGCAGAGCUGUGGGGGGCUCAAAAGGGGAACAACAAGAACCAGCCCCAACCCCAGCCCCAGAACCAGUUCAAGAACAUGCAAAUUGACAAUGGCAAAGGCGGCAAAGACAACAAGUCUCAGAAGGGUGGAGGACAAAACCAACAGAAGGGUGGUCAGCCACAACUGCAACAACAGCAGCAGCUUCAACAGCAACUACAGCAACAACAGCAGCUCCAACAGCAACUACAGCAACAACAGCAGCUUCAACAGCAACUACAGCAGAUGAAAGGGUUCAAAGAUCUGAAUAUGCUUCCCCAAUUCAAGGACUUAAAGAUGCCCUUAAAGGAUCAGAAAUCUGUUAAGUUCAACUUGCCUGAGGAUGAAGAUUUUAGUGAUGGGGAUAGCUUUGAUGAUUUUGAUGACGAUGAUUUUGAUGAUGACUAUGAUUUUGAUGAUGAUUUUGAACAACCACCCCCGAACAAGAUGAAACCCAUGAUGGGUAAUGUUCAGGGAGCUAAUGUGAUGAUGAAUGGUCAGCAUCCCCAACUCAAAGCAGCCAACGGUGGUGGCGGCGGUGGUGGCAACGGAAAGAAAGGUGGUGGCGGUGAGAUUCCUGCCCAAGUGAAGGGCAUGGGUGGAAAUAACGAUGGGAAGAAUGGCGGUGGAGGAAAGAAGGGUGGCGGUGGUGGAAACAAUGGAGGCAAUCAAAAUCAAGGUGGCGGUGCCGGUGCCGGUGCCGGCAAAAAUGGUGGAGGAAAUAACCAGAAGGGUGGCAAUAAUGGGAAUGGCGGUGGAGGGAACAAUCCCGGUGGUGCCAAUGGUGGUGGUAAGAAGGGUGGAGGGAGGUGGUGGUGGUGGUGGUGGUGGCGGUGGCGGUGGCGGUGGCGGUGGCGGUGGCGGUGGCGGUGGUCAAACAAUGAACAUGAACAACAUGAUGCAGCAACCUCACCCCGCUUUCCAAUGGGAAAUAUUCCCAUGGCUCACAUGGGCAACAUUCCGGCCGUGCAAGGGCUCCCGGCGGCGGCGAUUAACGCCGGCGCUGCUGGGUACUUCCCGGGAGCGGGGCCUGAGAUGAUGGCUCACCCGUACCAACAACAACAACAACAACAACAACAACAGUACUUGGCCAUGUUGAUUAACCAGCAACGCGCCAACGGAAACGAAAGGUUCCAACCCAUGAUGUAUGCCCGGCCACCGCCGGCGGUCAACUACUUGCCUCCACCACCACCGACAGAUCCCUACACCCAUUUCUUCAGUGAUGAGAACACUAGCAGUUGCAAUGUGAUGUGAAUUGCUUCGACUUAAACUCCAUAUCUGUUAGUUUUCGUCUGCCUGAGUUGGUCUUUGUGGAGGUGAUGCAGAGUAGUGGUGCUUUUCUUCGUCCUUUCUUCUUUUUCUUCUUCUUCAACAGUUCAACAAUGGUGAUGACCAGAUAAAGUCUGAUGCAAAAUUUACAGAUGGAGACAUGGAAUGUGCUUAUUUAAUUAUCUUUUUUUUUUUU
Molecule: messenger RNA, 2084 nt
Organism: Telopea speciosissima
Lineage: Eukaryota; Viridiplantae; Streptophyta; Magnoliopsida; Proteales; Proteaceae
Product: heavy metal-associated isoprenylated plant protein 32-like
Exons: 5
Coding region: 395-1873 (492 amino acids)
Molecular function (GO): metal ion binding
Source: RefSeq, a predicted model, not a curated record